Messenger RNA from Helobdella robusta, 1566 nucleotides. RefSeq lists its product as hypothetical. The coding region runs from base 1 to 1566 and encodes 521 amino acids. The record is from RefSeq and is a predicted model, not a curated record. Gene Ontology annotation, molecular function: ligand-gated sodium channel activity. Gene Ontology annotation, biological process: sodium ion transmembrane transport. Gene Ontology annotation, cellular component: membrane. The transcript is spliced from 11 exons. Lineage: Eukaryota; Metazoa; Annelida; Clitellata; Rhynchobdellida; Glossiphoniidae.
AUGGAGGAUAAACGAGUUGACCAAGACGGGACAAACGAUGAAGGUGAUCUUAGUAAAAUAUGGAGCGAAUUCGCGAGUGUGACCACCUCACACGGCAUUCAGCGCAUGAAUAAUGCUAAAAGUAAAAAAUACUUAAAAUACGAAGUUGACGUUAAUUUCAAAGUUGAACAAGCCAAGUCAUUAAAAUUCCCGGCCGUCACCAUCUGCAACAACAAUCCCAUUAGAAAAUCCCUUCUAAAAAGCUCUCCUGCUUUUGAACAAAUUCAUGCACUGGUUGAAGAAUACGUCCAGAUAUAUAAAUUCUCUUUCUGCCGUGACAACGAUUCACUUUCGGAAGAUUCUUACGAAAACGAGGAGGCAAGUGAUUGUAUUCCGUUUUCAGAGGCGUCAGUUUCAGAAUUUGAAAAAAGUUUAGACACUGAUGUAGGAGUUAGAAUAAAAGAAACGUAUGAAGCUUUAGAAGAAAGUUACAAGUUUGAUGCUGGUCACCAAUUUGAUCAAUUAAUAUUGGACUGCGAAUUCGCUGGUGUUUCUUGCAUGGAUACCAAUGAUUUUGUGCAUACUGUAAACAAUGUCUAUGGAAACUGUUACACCUUCAAUUCUGCAUUGUUAGCUAAAGAAAUCAAGGUAACCAAACUGUCUGGUCCUAAAUAUGGUUUGAAAAUAACAUUCAACGUUGAGCAGAAUGAAUACAUUGAGACAUCUGAAACUGCAGGCUUGAGAGUUCUCAUUCACGAUCCCCAACGUAUGCCCUUCCCAGAGGAUGAAGGUUUCUUAGUGGCUACAAACGCGCUCACCCAUGUUGCAGUUGAAGUGGUUUGUUUUGUAAGAGGGAAUUUUUUAUUAGUAACAUUUUAUUAUAAGGAAACUAUGCUUAGAAUGAACGGAAGUUAUGGGAAUUGUUACGCAGAAGGUCUGCCAAAGGAAACAAACUAUCAGCAUCAGUACAACUUGAGCUACUGCCAAAAAGGAUGCCAUUACACACGCCUGAGCGAGGAAAUAUACCACAGGCGUGCAUGCGUCGACGUCAAGUUCACUGCGAUGUUGAAUGUGCCGAAGUCCAGAAAAAUUUGUUCAACCAGCAACGAAAUUGAAAAAAACUGCGCAAACGAAACCUUAGCAGCGUACGAAGACGGCUUACUGUUUGGUUAUGAGAUGUGUCCACCACCUUGCAAGGAAAAUAUUUACAAAACAUCUAUCAGCUCAUCUAAAUGGCCAGCCAAAAAUACAAAGGAUCUAAUGGCAUCAUUCAUAGAUAAAAUCUGUCGUGUAGCCGAACACGAAGAUAAGUCAUGUAACAUAGACAUAAAAGAUUGCGGGAUGCUCUUCAUCUAUUUUGAAACUCUUUCGCAUUUAAUCGUCGAAGAAUCUCCGUCGUAUGAAUUUCAUCAGUUGCUGUCUGAUAUCGGAGGUGUCCUGGGAUUGUACAUAGGCUUCUCACUGCUGACCAUCGUGGAGUUCAUUGAAUUAAUUUUUGAAAUUUGUAGAGCGAGAUUUCGCAAAAGAUGUUUAAGAAGAAAAAAGAUUUCAAACGCCAGAUCCGCUGAGUUACGCCAAUUAAGUUAA